This is a messenger RNA of Grosmannia clavigera kw1407, 1077 nucleotides long. RefSeq names its product WD repeat protein. Gene Ontology annotation, cellular component: SMN complex. Lineage: Eukaryota; Fungi; Ascomycota; Sordariomycetes; Ophiostomatales; Ophiostomataceae. Gene Ontology annotation, biological process: spliceosomal snRNP assembly. Gene Ontology annotation, molecular function: RNA binding; protein binding. The record is from RefSeq and is a predicted model, not a curated record. The transcript has 5 exons. The coding region runs from base 1 to 1077 and encodes 358 amino acids.
AUGACCAGCGUGCCCCCUGAUGGCCGGCAGUAUGUGCCGCUCACCUGCCACGGCCAUUCUCGCCCGGUGCCGCACAUUGGCUUCUCAUCUCUGGCUCGCGACGAGAACUACUACCUAAUUUCGGCCUGCAAGGAUGGAAAUCCUAUCCUCCGAGAUGGCCGUACGGGCGAUUGGAUUGGUACCUUCAUCGGCCACAAGGGUGCCGUCUGGCAGGCAAAGCUGAGCCACGACAUCUCAACGGCCGCCACGGCCUCGGCCGACUUCACAGCUUCUCUCAGCAAGAUCUGGGACACCCAUACGGGCGAGCUCCUCUACACGCUUCAGCACAACCACAUCGUCCGCGCCAUUGCCUACCCUCCCCACAAUGCAGAUAUGAUCGCUACCGGUGGUUUCGAGAAGAAGCUGCGCAUAUUCGACCUGGCCGAGACCAGACCGAGACCGAGCUCGCCGUCUGCUUCCGCGCCAAUAGAGUCGGUCACCCUCGAGACCGGGGCGGCCUUUGAAAUUGGAGCCGGCGUGCACAAGGACUCAAUCAAAUUCAUCGUAUGGACAAACAAGCCGACAAUCCUGAUCACGGCGUCUGGAAACACGCUCCGCUGGUUUGACAUCCCAUCGCUGAGCUGUGUCCGCGAGGAGGUGCUGGACGGCGAGAUCAAGUCCUGCGAAAUUGUCGAGCUGGCGCAAGGCUACAGCAGCCCGUCAGAUAUUGGCGGCGGCAAGCCAGUGCUGGCGGCGGCAGCCGGGAAGUCGGUAUACUUCUGGGACGGCGAACAAUUUGACAACAAGAUCAAGGACUUCCAGCUGUCGCAUGGCGUGGCUAGCGUCGGUCUCGAUCUCAAGGGCCGCAAGUUCAUCGUGGGCGAGGAGCCGGGCACCUGGGUGCGGGUGUAUUCCUGGGAGGAUGGCAACGAGAUUGAUGUUCUCAAGGGCCAUCACGGACCGGUUUGGUCGGUCGCCUUCUCGCCGGACGGAAAGCUGUAUGCCACCGGGUCGGAGGACGGCACGAUCAAGAUGUGGAAGAACUGCGAGGGCGACUAUGGCUUGUGGAAGACACCCGCAGACCGGGCGACGAAGUAG